GCUCAACUAACUGCUCCGCUUGUAGCGAUAUCUGCGUUUUUGGAAGAAACUCCUCGAGCCUGUGAUGGUCUAACUAUGCAAGAAGGCAAAUGUACAGUAACCAAAUUCACAGAAAAUCUUUUACUAUAUGCGCGACAGCCUCCAAUGUGGAUUCAUGGUGUUCAACUACCUACUGCCACAAUUGAGAAAAGCGGGGAUAUUACAACAUCUUCCUCCAUCCCUUCAAUAUUUUCGAUUAAAGAUAGUGCAGUGUUUACCGUAGAUCCAGUCAAAGAGGAAAUUUACUACUAUGAUGAUGCACAGCAUGCUAUAUAUAAGAGAUCUAUACAUGGCGGGAAUAGCACUUUGAUAACUAAAAAAGGAGUUCAUCACAUCACUUGUAUGGCUUAUGAUUCGUCUUCCGGCAAUUUGUACUACGGUACAAGACCGAACGUGGAGCCGGCAGGUAUUACCGUAUUCCGCCCAAAUGCUCCUGAUCUAAGAGCACAGCUUGUAAAAGCCGUUGGAGGAGUACAUUACAUUUUUGUAGAUUCGACUUCAAGAUACCUCUUCUACUCGAGUACAACCCAACUUCGACAGCACAACAUAGUGAGAGCAAGGCUUGGAGGAAGUUUUCUUGAUCCUACGAUUCUCGUUAGCUUCUUCUCCUUCAACCCACUGGUUAUGACAGUUGACGUGGCUAUGCGCAAGAUUUAUUGGCUAGAUCCAUUCCAAUACUCUUUGUAUAGAGUCGAUUUUGCUGGAGGCGAUAAAGAGAAAAUCCCAAUUUCCGUACGCUCUUUACACUCCAUUGCUGCCUUUUCUGGUCAAAUCAUCUGGGCUGAUGAUUCUGGUGUAAAACGUGCAAUUUCCAAGGGCGAAGAUGAUUUUGAUAUAGAAUCUAUUGAUUCACUGCCAAUUACAGCUCAAUUGUAUAUUUUGGGAGAUAAAUCCACCUGUAAGUAUGCAGUUGUUUGUCCAUUUUAUACUUUGUAG
Messenger RNA from Strongylus vulgaris, 975 nucleotides. The record is from the annotation of a GenBank genome assembly. NCBI's taxonomy places the organism in Eukaryota, Metazoa, Nematoda, Chromadorea, Rhabditida, Strongylidae.